Molecule: messenger RNA, 1530 nt
Organism: Histoplasma mississippiense
Lineage: Eukaryota; Fungi; Ascomycota; Eurotiomycetes; Onygenales; Ajellomycetaceae
Exons: 4
Coding region: 1-1530 (509 amino acids)
Biological process (GO): SNARE complex assembly
Cellular component (GO): endosome; lytic vacuole
Molecular function (GO): SNARE binding
Source: RefSeq, a predicted model, not a curated record
AUGCGAGCUCGACUAUAUUUGUUGGACAGUUGUUUAAUAAGCUUUAGGGAAAUCUCCGGUUAUGAACUGCUACAAAAGGAAGCUAUCGGGAAAGAAAUCGAAGCUGCAGUGGUGACUGAAAACACAUACGAUACUGAAUCUGUGGAGAAUGGGUGUCCAGGCGACCUGAGAGCUAAACAGCGCUCGUCUCGCUGGGCCAUUCAAGCUGCCAAAAGUCGUGUUUCGCAGUCGACCGUGAGGACAUCAGAUAUUUUCGACCGCAUAACAACGUUAAGGGAGGAAAUAAGAGAAGGGAAAGAAAACAUAACCCAUCGCAAGGCAUUACUCAAGCAGCGACGAUCGGAUAUGGAAUCCGCUACAUAUCAAGUAACAGAUCGACGAGCAUCAAUGUUGGCUACAGUGCAAGAUAGCAUAAAGAGAACCGAGCACUUAUGGAAUAGCUUGCAUAAUAAAACUGCACAAUCUCGAGUUUUCCUGUGUCGCGAAGUUGCGAAUCUUUAUCGCUUACGCCAGAGGACGAGACGGAAAAAUGGCGAGCUCAUUGCCGUUUACACUAUCGGAGGAGUUAGCAUUGCGGAUCUCAGAGACCUGAACAGCGCAAACCAUCUUCUCAUUACCACAUCCCUUACCUACAUCUCCCACCUCCUAGUCCUCGUUUCUCAUUACCUCUCCCUACGGUUACCUGCAGAGAUAACGCUGCCCCAUCGAAAUUACCCUCUACCCACUAUAUUUUCACCGUCAUCUUCAUAUUUAUCACAAGAAACAACAUUUCCUGGCGCAUCACCUUCUCAAUCAUCGUCUUCGAGUCCCACAGCUUCUCGGACUACGGAUAGUAGACCAUCUCCACGCCCACGGCCCCUUUAUGUCAACAAAUCUCUACCAAAACUUGCACAUGAAGACCCUGCAACCUAUGGGUUGUUCCUUGAAGGAGUUGCACUCCUGGCUUGGAACAUUUAUUGGCUUUGUCGUACUCAAGGAUUACAUGUUGGUGUUGAUUCCUGGGAGGAUGUAUAUGAUAUCGGUCGUAACCUAUGGAUGCUUCUCGUUGCCCAGCCGUCUCAUGUGCCAGCGAUAAGCAGAGUGCUAUCAAACCGGGAUAACCAGGCAAAACUUCACAGUUCGAAUAAGGAUGAUUCCAAACCAACCCAUCCCACGAAACAGAUCCUCGCCAAUGUUUGCGCAGAAGGGACGGAGUUUAUGAGGAAGUGGAAACAGCCUUCAACAGCUAAGGUCGUUGACAAGCUGAAAUCCGUUCUCCUGGGAGAAAUGACGAGCGCAGAGUGGGAGUUACUCGACAAAACAGAAUGGGAGGACGAAUAUUCCCAAAGGCAUAUUUUCCCCGAAGGAGAAGAGGAGCCCGCUCCGACGGCUACAAAAUCCCCUUCAGGUGUGAUGGAUGGCGUUCUCAGUGACGCCGCAAGUUCUCUCGCAGCUAAACCGCUAGGCGAUGAUAACCAUGGCAAUGAGGACACGACAAAUAACCACCGACUAAAAGGGACACGUGGAUGGACCAAGUUAAAGAAUAGAUGA